AUGAUAUCAACCUUGAUCACCCGAGUUUCAGAUCAAUUACCGUUGUGCGCGUCAAUUGAUGACGAUGAUCUCGAGUUAAAAGAGCAAAAGCAGCAAUCAAAGUUAAUAAUUAGAAGGUUGAAUAGUCAAUCUGAACCUAAGUGUACUAUAAGCUCUGGAAAUUACAAUCUACACUAUCUUCUAGUAGACGAUAUCUGCAUAUUGACCAUAACAGAGAAGAGUUACCCGCAAAAGUUAAUAUUUAACUAUCUAGAUGAACUAAAAAAGGAAUUCUUUAACUUACACGCUAACCAAUUUAUCAACAAACCAUAUCAAUUUCAGUCAUUUGAGCUUUUCAUACAAAAAACAACGAGGUUAUUUGAACAACCGAGGCAAUUCACUCAACUCAACAGUGAGCUACAAGAUGUGACACAAAUUAUGAACAAGAACAUUAGCGAUUUACUCUGGAGAGGUGACAAUCUAGACAGAAUGUCGUCACUUUCAUCGAACUUAAGGGAUGAAUCAUUGAAAUAUAAGAGAGCAGCUAAAAAGGUAAACUUCGACGCUUUAAUAAGGAAGUAUACACCAAUUGGAGUAAUAGUAUUACUCCUAUUCAUCAUUAUUUACUACAAAUUAAACUAAUAAUCUUUCAAUUUCGAGCUUAAUUUGAUUAAUUGAUGAAUUUAAGUCCGUAGCUUGAUUAGUUGUAACAGAGGCUGCGAUGACUGGUCUAGAAACACCGCAUGCUCUACCCAAAGCGACCUUUGAAGGAACGAAAACAUAUGGUACAUUCUUGUCUUCACAGAGUAAAGGCAAAUGAAGUAAAACCUCAAUUGGUUCAGUAUCAGCGGUCAUGAUGAUGAACUCGCAGAUACCUCUGUUGAGAGUCUUCGUUGCCUCGUUUGCACCCUUCUUCAAUUGUGAAUAGUGAGAAGAUUGUUGGACUAAGUCCAAAAUCUUGUUGGUGAGAGUAGCGUCUGCUAAUGGGAAAGCUUUUGGGUUUGGUGCUGACAUUUUAGUAUCCUCGCGCUUGACUGCGUUCCUUGGAAGAUAACUUUGU
Wallemia mellicola CBS 633.66 is the source of this 1039-nucleotide messenger RNA. Its product is annotated as protein transport protein SEC22. Gene Ontology annotation, biological process: retrograde vesicle-mediated transport, Golgi to endoplasmic reticulum; vesicle fusion with Golgi apparatus; endoplasmic reticulum to Golgi vesicle-mediated transport. NCBI's taxonomy places the organism in Eukaryota, Fungi, Basidiomycota, Wallemiomycetes, Wallemiales, Wallemiaceae. Gene Ontology annotation, molecular function: SNAP receptor activity. The coding region runs from base 1 to 621 and encodes 206 amino acids. The transcript has 4 exons. The record is from RefSeq and is a predicted model, not a curated record. Gene Ontology annotation, cellular component: ER to Golgi transport vesicle membrane; Golgi membrane; endoplasmic reticulum membrane.